GGUUGAGUCAAAAUUUGCGGAGGAAAGUACGGGCAGAAGCACAUGGUGAAUGUUUUCCUAGCUGGUGUCGAUUCGAUCGAGAGGAAAGUAGCCGAAAAGGAUACUGCUGCAAACCACAUGCGAGGCUCGCGAAGGAUGCUAUAGCGGAGUUCUGUCAGAUCAAGUCUCAGACACUCACAAUUCGGUGGAGGAUAAAAUCAGGAACUUCUGAUGGUAAACUGGCAGGAAACCAUGGCAACUGAAGAGGAUGUACUCUUCGAUGAUGUUUACGAACUCUGUGAGGUGAUUGGCAAAGGCCCCUUCAGUGUGGUUCGACGAUGUGUCCACAAAGAAACAAGUCGUCAAUUUGCGGUGAAAAUUGUGGAUGUGGCAAAGUUCACGGCCAGCCCGGGAUUGUCCACAGACGACCUGCGUCGAGAGGCAAGUAUCUGUCACAUGUUGAAACACUCACACAUUGUGGAACUUCUGGAGACGUACAGCUCAGAGGGCAUGCUUUACAUGGUGUUUGAAUAUAUGGAUGGUGCUGAUCUUUGCUUUGAAAUUGUCAAGCGGGCAACUGCAGGUUUUGUGUAUAGUGAAGCUGUAGCGAGCCAUUACAUGCGACAGAUUCUGGAGGCCUUACGCUACUGUCAUGUCAACGGGAUAAUCCACCGUGACCUCAAGCCUCACUGUGUUCUACUCGCCUCCAAAGAAAACUCGGCCCCAAUCAAACUGGGUGGGUUUGGAGUUGCCGUCCAACUGCCAGAGUCCGGGACUAUAUCAGGAGGUCGGAUAGGGACCCCUCACUUCAUGGCGCCAGAGGUUGUGAAGCGGGAGCCGUAUGGGCGACCUGUCGACGCCUGGGGUUGUGGCGUGCUCCUCUAUAUCCUUCUCUCAGGGUCACUUCCGUUUUACGGGACCAAGGAUCGACUCUUUGAUAUGAUAGUCAAAGGAACGUACCACUUGCGUCCAAAGCAGUGGGAUACCUUAUCCAGUGAUGCUAAGGAUCUGGUGAACCGACUGUUAGAAGUGGAUCCAGACAAGCGGAUCACCAUAGAAGAGGCCUUAAAUCACCCGUGGAUUAAGGUGGGACCUGAAAGAAAUAAAAUAUCCAAAGUCCACCUCCAUGAAACUGUGGAUGAAAUGAAAAAAUUUAAUGCAAGAAGAAAACUUAAGGGUGCUGUCCUAGCAGCUGUGUCCAGCUCAAAGUGGACGUCGUUUUACAAUGACCCUCCAGAAACAACAGAAAAUGAUGAGGAAAUCACAUCAGCAGCGGUAUCACAAAUUCUUGAUAGCCUUGAAGAGAUUCAGUGCCUAACCGAGUGUUCGGAGAAGGAGAAGGAUUUUCUGGAGAGCGUGUUUCAGGACACCAAACUCCACGCCUUGUUAGAUCUCUAUGAUAAGAUCAACACCAAGUCUGUAUGUCCUUCCAAUCCACCCAAUGCUGAUGCUGCAUUCAAAGCAAAAGAGGUUUUGCAGACAGUUGAAGAUGCACCUGAGCAUUUACUGGAGGAAUGUGAAGAGCUGCGAGAUGUCCUCUCCAAGCCGCACUUCAUGGCACUACUGCAGGCCCACGAUGUAGUCGCACACGAGGUGUAUAGUGAGGACGCAGUGCGCGUCACCCCUCCCCCCGUCCAGCCGUACCUCAACGGUGACGCCGAGGCUGACAGCCCCAGCCUAGAGGCCGAGAUGGAAAACGUCACACGAGUACGACUUGUACAGUUCCAGAAAAGCAAAGAAGAGCCCAUGGGAAUCACAUUGAAAGUUACUGAUGAGGGAAAGUGCCUUGUGGCUCGUGUCAUGCAUGGGGGGAUGAUUCACAGACAAGGCACUUUACACGUCGGUGAUGAAAUUCGGGAAAUUAAUGGGAAUGGAGUCCAAAAGCAGUCUGUAGAUACCUUACAAACAAUACUGAGGUCUCUGCAGGGCACAGUGACUCUGAAAGUAGUCCCGUCUUCCAUGGGUGAAAAGGCUGAAUCCACAAACUCUAAAGAGAUUUAUGUGAAGGCCUUAUUUGAAUACGACCCUCGAGAUGAUGACCUCAUCCCGUGUGCUCAAGCGGGCGUGCCCUUCAAGGUUGGGGAGAUUUUACAGAUCAUAAGUAAAGACGACCCCAACUGGUGGCAGGCGCGGAAAUGGGGGUUGACAAACAGCGCCCCAGCAGGACUAGUGCCAUCCCCUGAACUCCAGGAGUGGAGGACGGCCUGCCUAGCCAUAGAGCGUGCCAAGCAGGAACAUGCUGCUCACUGUUCUUGGUUUGGUCGCAAAAAGAAGCAAUACCGGGACAAGUAUUUGGUGAAACACAAUGCCGUGUUUGAUCAGCUUGACCUUGUGACCUACGAAGAGGUCGCAAGGUUACCUGCCUUCAUGAGGAAAACUCUGGUGCUCUUAGGUGCUCAUGGCGUAGGCAGACGACAUAUAAAAAAUACUUUAAUCACAAGUCAUCCUGAUAAAUUUGCUUAUCCCAUUCCUCAUACAACCCGGCCACCCAAACGGGAUGAAGAAAACGGUAAAAACUACUUUUUUGUUACGCACGAAAAAAUGAUGGCUGACAUAGCGUCCAAUGAAUAUUUAGAAUAUGGGACCCACGAGGACGCGAUGUACGGUACAAAGCUGGAGACCAUACGACAAAUCCAUGACAACGGACUCAUGGCAAUCCUCGAUGUAGAACCACAGGUCAAGUUUCAUCAUGGCCAUCCUAUUUUGCAGGCUUUAAAAGUAUUAAGAACAUGUGACUACGCCCCUUAUGUGGUCUUCAUAGCCGCCCCUACACUAACACCCACCACCGAGGCUCUCAAAGUGUUGCGUACUGCUGACUUUGCUCCUAUUAUCGCUUUCAUUGCCGCACCACGACCCAGCGACUUGCGGGAAAUGCGUAAUGUGCCCGUCGAUGAUGGGAGUUUGGAGCGCCUGGCGCGAGAAAGCGAGCAGUUAGAGAAGGCGUAUGGCCAUUACUUUGACCUGAAAAUUGUGAAUAACGACAUUGAAGAGACCAUUGCCAUUUUGGAGAAGUCUAUCAAGGAGGUGUGUUCUACGCCUCAGUGGGUGCCGGUUAGCUGGGUGUACUGAUGAUGUAACACCCACAUCUAAACACCCCACCACCCCCAAAUCACCCCAUAGGGCAACAAGAAUGGGCUAACAGAUCAGUGACUUGCUUUGUGGAGCGUGGAUGACCUGGGUGUCCUGUACAAACAGCUGUUGUGAUGAUGGAUACAUGAAGUUUGGACUCACAAGUACCAACUCCCCAUAUCCUCCCUCCCCAACCCCACCCUCCACCCCCCAUUCAGUGUCAUGACCCACAAGUAGGGCAAUAGGAAUCGGCAGAUAAAUCAGAGCAGUAGUUUGCUUGGUGACGCAAGUAGAACCUAGGUGCCACAAUGGCAGAUAAAACAAUCCAGGAUGUUUGGAGAAAGAUAUGCAUGGGGAUACAUUUUGUAUUACUAGCCGUUAGGUGCCAGGGUCCAAUUCUACUAAGAUGGUUUUGACUUCAGUCAGAUGUAGAUAUCUGAAUUUUAGUGUAAUUUGUGGACUUUGCCAGCUGAAUGGAUGUAACAUUGCAGGUGUCAGACAAAGCUAGCACAGUUUGGAUUUUAUGGACCACAUUAUUAUACUUUUGCACAUAAUGUUACUCUGAAAAAUUUUCACUGAAGUAAAAAAUUGAUUAAUGGAAUUGGCCGUGGCACGAUAAAUUUGCGAACAGUGAAACAUGAUCAGACAUUGAAUUCGGUUAUUCAAGGAGUAAAUAUGGGACUGUAAGAUCUGGGUCGUCUUUGAAAAUUCUUUUUCCUUUUAUUUUAGGUAAAUGGUUUUGCAUGAUAAUGAAGUAUUGCAUUAUAAACAAGUAAACACACUUGUUUGUAAAUCUUACUUGAUCCCAAAAACAAGCAGCAUUUUGACACCAAACUCCAAUAUCUUUCAUGGUAGCAAUGAUUGAAAAGGUUUCUUAAAAUAUGGACUUCGCAGCUUCUUACCGUAACAGUUAGCUCCCCUGAAAAUAUGGCACUCAUUAGAGUAAAAAAAACUAAAAUAUGAAAUAAGGUUUAUCUUGCAGACAACUGAAAAUUUAGGGUAAAAAUGCUUUCAAAUAUUUUUUCAGAUUUUUUAAAGAGAUAAAUAAAUACGGAUGCCUACUUUGAUUUUUAGAGGUCUUUUGCUUUAAACCUUGAGUCUCGGAGUAAAUUUGCCCCACUAAAGCCAUGCUUUGUCACUUUUUCCACCUCCAGUUUUGAAAAGCACACAAGAACAAAGGCUACAGGUAUGUGGCAACCGUCAUAUUCUCCACUUCAUUCGGUCAGCACUUGAUGCGUACCUGUACACUUGUUAAAAUUAAACGCAACAAUUUAAUAAGACAGAACUGUUAUUAUGCCAUUUGUGAAGUCCAUAUAUAAGAAGAACCAAUGAAAACAGUAAAGCUCACCAGAAAUUUCACUUCAGACUUAUUUCUAUGAAAGACAAGGGAAUUUGUGAAAAUAUUUUCAGAUAGAGUUUGAAAGUUUUCAGCGGUCUCUGUUGGAUGAUGACGGCUUAAGCUUUGUUUCCUUUGCACGCAGCCAAAGAUUAUGUGUAUAAAGCAACAAAUAUAUAUUUAAUGAAAUAGAAGCAUUGAAGUGGGUUUAAAGCCAAAAUGAAGUGAAGAAACAACAAGCUGAUUUUCAAGUAUUUUGCAUUAUUUUUUUUAUCAGUCCAGCUCUACAAUCUAGGAUCUUUAUGAAUAAAGCGAACAGUUCUGAUUCUGUUUGAAAAGCAAGUUAAGUCUCCAGACUUCCAUUCUAAACAUCAAAGGUAUCAUCAGGUUCCAUCUGCUUCCAAGCCUUUUUAAAAUGUAUUAAUCCUGAUAUUGGCAGAAGAGAAAAUAUAUUUGAGGGGAAAAAAGACUAGAAUUUCCAGAAGGUGUUGUGUCCACAUGUAAGCUGAAUUAAUUCUGUGAUUGUGACAAUCGCCCUUUCUUGUCUGCCUCCUGGUUGAGAAUGGGUAUGCCCAUGACCUUUGACAUUGUAUUCAUGUUCAUCUGUUAAUUGUGUCAUUGGACGCAACCACUUCUAUGUGAAGGGGGUUGUAGGUUUUGUUUUUUCAUGGUAAAGCCCCUCAGCUGAAUAUUCAACUGAUCUUGUACAUAAAAGACGAUGUUUGUAUUAGUAAUUAAAAUGUGAUCUUACCAUAGUUGUGAUCUAUUUGUUGAAAAUAUGGCAAGAAAUCAAAUAUUAUUGACCAAUAUCGUAAUCCAUGAUGAGUAUCACCUUCACAGUCAAACCCAUAUUACAUUGUCUUUGUUGUGUAAGGGGAAACAUUUAGAAUGGUAUCUUGGUGAUGGUUUUAGACUGUAAACUUACCUGUUUUCUACAGUCCUAUUACAAAUGGAUACAUGUUCUCUUUAGUUAUUUAUGCUCUAAGCAUUUUACUGUUCUACUGGAAUUGAUUUGAUAUGUUAGCUUUUAGUCCGACCCCAUUUAUUGUCCACCAGCUUUAUUUGCCGUGUCUACUUUUUCAUUUUAUUGUAAAUUUUAAGCAUGUGAUUUUCAUUUGUAAUCAGUGAUAUUUUAAUAAUUGAUUUGGUGUUCAGUGCAAAUUUAACAUUUUGGUUUAAAAAGAAAGUCCUCCAAUUUACCUUUUUUUACACAGAGUGUGAUAAUAAUAACAGGGGGUUUUCCACACACUUCAUGGGCACAUCUCUAUUAAACUUACAACCCAAGUCUUAAUCAAUUCUGCCAUGUGCCCGUCACAUUUUUACGGUGUGUUUUUUUUAGAGUGUAUGUGGAUAACGUUCGUCCAGUUCAUAACACUUGUUUUUCACUUUAGGACAAUCAUUCCUGCAAAUACUUCAUCAUAUAGCGGACCAAUCAUUGCAUCCUUUUGGAUGUUUUAAACAAGUUAUCACUUGGAUAUGAAGUCCAAAGCAAAUCGCUUUUUGAGUUACCUCCCAUCACACUACUUUCGACUUCUACCAAAGUUGGAGAACUACAUUGCAGGUGUUAAAAACUAGGCUGUAAGAGUCUUCACUUUGAUCAAAACAGUCAAGAGAAUCACGCAGGUACAUUUGGUAGAUUUCAAAAAAAUAACCUUUGUUUUUGAAUUUAAAGUUGUGCUGAAAAGUAAGAAAUCUCAAUUAAGCUGGGACUGAUAUGUCAGAAGUGAUCACCAUUUUGAUUUUGAUCACCCUUCACCUUUGAUGGUCUCCAUAUUGCAUCCUAAAGCGGUUAUUUUCGUGUUACUUUCAAUAGAAAGAAAGGUAUUCCGGUGUGAAAGUUAGGAAACUAUCCGGUCACGAAAGUUAAUUUCAGUAGGAUUUUCUUGUCUUUAGUUUACUCAUUUUGAAGAAUAUUUGCGUUGAGAAGCGGGAUUUGGCACCACAUAAACCUCGUCCGGGUAAUCCUGUUAAGGUGUCCUCAGUUUGAAGUCGGUACUUCUGUUAUAAAAGUUUCUGCUCUGUUAGAGAAGUGGUUCUUGCUAGAAGAGACAGUAUAUAGUUCAGUAUAUUAACUGUUCUGCUUAUGUGAACUGUUCUGCCUCUGUAAACAAAGCAAGUGCCUAGUGUACAACUGUCCAUCACGCACAGCCAGUGGCUUAAACCAAAGUAUAAACACUGCUGUUGUGUCGGCGAGUAUAUUGACAGCUGGUUCUGACUGAAUGGUGAAAAUGGCUGAGAACGACUAUAAAUAAGCUUAUAGACAGUUUAAUGUUCAGGCAUAUGGCCUGCCAGGCUUGCUUCUUAAAUGUCUGUCCACACAAUUGCGUUUAUUUUGGCUUGUUGGUGACUAGAGAAGUAUUUAUUCAUGAAAAGCCUAGGUUGUGGUUGCUUGGUUCCAGAUGUACAAGACGUAUUCCUUCGUCUGUUAAUUACAAUAUCUUCAGUAGCUGGAAUCUUUAUUUAUUUUAUCCGUUGUUGUUGUAAAAGGUUGUAUUUCCUUGUUUGACAGUUGUAUUUUUGCGUUGCCGUAUUUUAGGUUAAUACCGUCGCUGUUAUUUGACAUUUUAAACGACUGUAGUUUUGUUUGUGGUAUAUUCUGUUCUUUAUGCAUAUUCAGUAGUACUUACGUCAUGCGCAAAGGUUCAUCACCUGUUUUUUUUUAAUUGGUCCAAUUGAAUUGACGCUUUAAUGCUGGGGGUUUUGUGCCGAAUAUACUACUUGGCUGUAUUUUUAAGUUAAGGCAGAAUUUGUUUGUUUAUGUUCACGUAAACCGAUCUGUUAAAUGAAGAGGAACAUCUUAGUCCACUUGUUAUCAGGAAAGGGCAAUGCCUUAUACAGCAUGGUAUCUAGUUUUUAUGGCUCAAUACGACCAUUCCCAUUGGUUUCCACUAACAGGGAGAAAACGUAAUGUUUUACAUUUUUUUCUGGAAUGUUUGUUCUUCGUUGAGCACAAAUGAUUUCCAACAACAGCGGUUAACUGGUUUAUUCAGUUGGCGCAAUCCCAUUACAACUGCAUGCCUGUGAAAGUCAUGAAAUGCUGCUUUACGUUUGAUUGGAUGUUCGGGCAUACUUCAUCGCCAUUGGCUUAACGAUAAAUGGUCAGUUGUAAUAGCCAUUUGGAUUGGUCGUCUGAGAAAGUGAAUUUGUCGCGCGAGUCGACAAUCAAUAACCCUUCCCGUCUUCCAAAAAAAAAAAGAACCUCACGUCUCAAAAAUGAUUUUUGUUGUCCCAUGUU
Molecule: messenger RNA, 7619 nt
Organism: Liolophura sinensis
Lineage: Eukaryota; Metazoa; Mollusca; Polyplacophora; Chitonida; Chitonidae
Product: peripheral plasma membrane protein CASK-like
Exons: 24
Coding region: 211-3048 (945 amino acids)
Biological process (GO): protein phosphorylation
Molecular function (GO): protein kinase activity; protein binding; ATP binding
Source: RefSeq, a predicted model, not a curated record